AUCUUUCAAAGUCUUUUACACUGUAUAUCACAACCCCAAUUUCUGAAAAAAUACUCCCUUUUUUUUUUUUUUUCCUUCCCUUGUUCUACUUUGGUAAGGUUCAUAUUAUUCCAUUAAUCUGAAUUUCCAAGAAGCAGAGAAAUUGACCAGAAAAAAUCUUAUCUUUCAAGUCUUUUUCACUGUCUAUCACAACCCCAUUUUCUAAAAAAAGACCCCUUUUUCUUCUUCUACCUUUGGUCUUCAGUCUAUUUUUGACUAUUUGAGAAUUAGUCCGUCCAUCAAUCUUACUUUCCAAGAAGCAAAGAAAUUGACCCCUGAAAAAAAAAUAAAAAUUGCAGACUCAUCUCAAGAAAAAAAAUCUAAUCUGUCAAGUCUUUUACACUGUAUAUCACAACCUCAUUUUCUUACAAAGUAGUAGUCCUUUUCUCUUGUUACUUUGGUAUUCAGUUCAUUUUUGUGAAUUAGUUCAGAAGAGAAAUUGACCACAAAAAAAAUUGCAGACUCAUCUCAGAAAAAUCUUAUCUUUUAAGUUUAUCACUGUUCAUCACAAACCCAAACUCUAAAAAACACUCAUUUUUCCUGGUCCUACUUUUGUGUUCAACUCAUUAAUCAAUAGUCCAUCAAUCUUAAUUCUCAAAAAAGCGAGAAAUUUCCCAGAACAAUCAUAAAAAUCUGCUCUUUUUCUGUUUUUUUCUUGGUUUUCAGUUCAAUUGUCAAUUGAUCCAUCAAUCUUGAGGUACCAAGAAAUUGACUCAGAAAAAUUUGCAACCAGGUGAUUUAAAAAUCCAAAAUUUUGUAAUCUUCUCCAGGUUCUUGAAGGUUCAGGGAAAUGAAGGAAGAAAAUUCAAGUUGGUUUGUUAAAUGGGAAGAAGAAUUGCCUUCUCCUAAUGAGCUAAUGCCUUUAUCCCAAACGUUAAUUACUCCUGAUUUAGCCAUAGCUUUUAAUAUUCAAAAUCGCAAUACCCCAAAUCCCAAAAACCAACCACCUGUACCAUCACAACUAGUUCAUACACCUUCAUGUCACCCUAACUCAUCAGCCGAGUUCGACUCGGCUGAGUUGGGUGGCACAGCAGGUUCUGACGAACCUGCACGCACCCCAAAAAGGCCUAGACUUGUGUGGACCCCACAGCUACACAAGAGGUUUGUGGAUGCAGUUGCACAUUUGGGGAUCAAGAAUGCUGUCCCAAAAACAAUAAUGCAGUUAAUGAGUGUAGAUGGGCUAACACGCGAAAAUGUUGCUAGUCAUUUGCAAAAAUAUAGGCUUUAUUUGAAACGUAUGCAGGGAUUUUCUAAUAGUGGCAUGGGUAGUGGCAGUGGGGCAGGGGCGGACACCGCAACAGAUCGUCUGUUUGCUAGUUCGCCCGUGCCCCCACAUUUUUUGCAUCCAGGGAGGGGAAAUCCGGACCAUUAUAUGCCAUUUGUACCAGUGGCUGCAGUUGUUGGACAUGCUCCACAAAUUCAGCAACAGUAUAGGCAUUUUGGGUCACCGCCAAAUGGGCAAUUUGAGGUUCCCUUCUUGUCUCGACAAUCGCAAGACCAUGUUCAGAGAAUGUUGCCUUCUUAUGUAGAGGAUUUUGAAUCAGCUACAACUGCUAGUGGGAAGAGAGUUCUUACUUUGUUUCCAACUGGUGAUGAUUAAUUUGUCUUAUGGGUAUUUCUAGAGACUGUCUUUGGAAUAAUGCUUUAGUCUUUGAUUUAGAAACUUUUAUUGGAUAAGUGGUGUUUCUGUUUUUAGUAUCUAUAUAUAUAUAGUCAUUUCUAUCGGUACUUGUAAAACAUGUGAAUUCACUUUCUAGUCCAUUGUUCAUGUCUUCAUGUUAAAGUUGUGUUAUCAAGAAUUAGGAUUUGGUGCAUAGUGUCGGUGCUGAAAUUGCUCACUUAGAUAAACUUUUACAAGUGUAAUUAUGUUAUGGUUAGCACUGUAUUAAUAAGUCGUUUUAUGGCAGUUCCGUCAA
Molecule: messenger RNA, 1955 nt
Organism: Lycium ferocissimum
Lineage: Eukaryota; Viridiplantae; Streptophyta; Magnoliopsida; Solanales; Solanaceae
Product: transcription factor MYBC1-like
Exons: 1
Coding region: 830-1639 (269 amino acids)
Biological process (GO): regulation of DNA-templated transcription
Cellular component (GO): nucleus
Molecular function (GO): DNA binding; DNA-binding transcription factor activity
Source: RefSeq, a predicted model, not a curated record